AUGGGAAUACCUAUUUUCCCCGGCACCAACCACAGCUUGGUGCAGACGACGGCGGCGGACGUCGAGGGGAUGCGACGCGCGGGAAGACUCGCGGCGGAGGUGCUGGACAUGGCGGAAAAGAUGAUCACGCCCGGGACGACGACGACGAACGACAUCGACGAGGCGGUGCACGCGAUGACGAUCGCGGCGGGGGCGUAUCCGAGCCCGUUGAACUACGGCGGGUUUCCGAAGAGCGUGUGCACGAGCCUGAACGAGUGCAUCUGUCACGGAAUCCCGGACGACACGGUGAUCCUGGACGGAGAUAUCAUAAAUAUUGACGUCACGGUGUACCUGAACGGGUAUCACGGCGACACGUCGAGGACGAUCAUGGUGGGGAACGUGACGGAGGAGGUGCGGCGGCUGGUGGAGACGACGGAGCGAGCGCUGGACGCGGCGAUCGCGAUUUGUAAGCCCGGGACGCCGGUGAGGAAGAUCGGGGCGACGAUUCAUCAGAUCGCGGACGACGCCAAGUUCGGGGUGGUGGAUAAGUUCGUCGGGCACGGCGUGGGGAAGGUGUUUCACAGCGGACCGACGGUGCGGCAUCAUCGCAACAACGACCCGGGGACGCUGCGGGUCGGUCAGACGUUCACCAUCGAGCCCAUGCUGACGAUCGGGACGACUCGAGACAAGAUGUGGAAGGACGGAUGGACGAGCGUCACCGCGGACGGGAAGUGGACGGCGCAGUGCGAGCACACGCUGCUCGUCACCGAGACGGGCGUCGACGUCUUAACCGCGUCGCCGUAUCGCGCGUCUCUGUCCGAGGCGUGACCGCGCGCCGGACCCUCGUCGCGUCGUCGC
Ostreococcus lucimarinus CCE9901 is the source of this 837-nucleotide messenger RNA. RefSeq lists its product with no specific name. The record is from RefSeq and is a predicted model, not a curated record. The coding region runs from base 1 to 807 and encodes 268 amino acids. The transcript is spliced from 2 exons. Gene Ontology annotation, molecular function: metalloaminopeptidase activity. Lineage: Eukaryota; Viridiplantae; Chlorophyta; Mamiellophyceae; Mamiellales; Bathycoccaceae. Gene Ontology annotation, biological process: proteolysis.